AUGGCUACGUUUCGUGCGCUUAAUUCAGCGAGCAGAGGACGAGGACGAGGCCGGGAUGCGUCCCGCGCCGCCAUAUUCUCCCACGCGGGGGAGGACAGUAGCGGGAACGUAGCGCCUGGGAGCUCGCUAGCGGCGGAUACGGAGAAGCUGUACUUUGAUAGCUACGCGAACUUAGGAAUUCACCAGGAGAUGAUCCAGGUGUACGCCAUUGAUGCCAGUGACAUUGCCAUUCAUGCACAGCAGGUGGUGCAGGCCAAUGGGCUGGCUGACGUCAUCACGGUCUUGCACAAGAGAGUCGAG
This is a messenger RNA of Closterium sp. Naga37s-1, 300 nucleotides long. The record is from the annotation of a GenBank genome assembly. Lineage: Eukaryota; Viridiplantae; Streptophyta; Zygnematophyceae; Desmidiales; Closteriaceae.